Messenger RNA from Seminavis robusta, 2124 nucleotides. NCBI's taxonomy places the organism in Eukaryota, Bacillariophyta, Bacillariophyceae, Naviculales, Naviculaceae. The record is from the annotation of a GenBank genome assembly.
CACUGACGUCUUUCGGACCGUUCAAAGAGAUCAGUGGUCGUCAAGAGGCAACAAGGAUGAAGAUCUCGUAUCUCGACCACUUUGCAUUCUAAUCGAAGCAAAUCUCCACAAGGAAGCCCAAACAGCAGCAAAAGCAACCAUGAGAAUACCCACGUCGCCUGGUCGACUGUGGUUCGUGGCAGUGCUCUUGACCAUCUUGGCUUCCCACGCGAGUGGAUUUGUAUCGCACCAUCGUGGAGCUUUAAAGGGCUCUCGUCAUGCCUCCUCGGUAAAUCCAAGGCCCUUCAGCACGGAGCUAUACUCUGAAGCUAACAACGGGGGAGGCAAGAAGGCAAAGAAAUCCAUCAAGGCAACUACCAAGAAGAAGAAAAUAAAGAAGAAGAAGCUUAAGAAGCGAGCGGCGGAUGUGGUUGUAGCGGCCCAAAGUACUAGAACGACAACCAAGGUCGCUUCUGCGCCACCACCACAGCCUGUCCCAGAACCACCUGUAUCGCCCAUACAGGAACAAAUUCAAGCUCGGAAUCUGGUUCGAGCCCCUGCUGAUUACGAACCUGUCACAUCUCACAAAUCUCGUCCUGGCAUUGACGUGUCGCUCUUGGGUGAUUUGACGGGAGGUCGACCCGGAGCCAUUAUUGAAACGGAAGAGCAAUUGGAGCGGAAACAGGAAAUUUUUGAGGAACUCGACACGGGAGUCCGUCAAUACAAUGCCGAGACCAUGAGUCAGUACGGGACACCCCAAGAAUUUCUAGGCGGGGCGUUUGACGAAGAUGAUCCCACCGCCAUUGACAUGGCUACGUUGGGGACUUGGACCAUUCGCGACCUUCAGGCCAAAUUCGAAUACGAAUGGGACCCCGAACAAGGAGAUCCCGAUCCCAAUCAUUUGGAAAUGCUGCAACCCGGAGUCAAGUACAAGGAAACCGUGGAAGUCGACGACGACGGCGUCGAACUAGGCUUUAAUCCUCUCUACGGACCCUCCAGUGCCCUAGACACCCGUACCAUUCUGGGAGCUCAAGAAUCAUACAUGAUCAAUGACAAAACCAAAGACGACAGCAUGCUUCCACCGCAAUUCCCAGAGGGAGAUUUGGAAAUUGACUACAAUCAGGAAGUUGUCAAUUUCCGCAAAUCACUCGAUAUCAUUGAAACCUACACGGACGAAUUCUUGCCUCCCGAAAUGCCCAUUCCGCGUCAUGUCGCCAAAUGGCAUGGAUACCCUGAACCCAUGUCCUAUCCGCAUCAAACGAAACGACAAAAUCCCUUUGUCGAUCCAGAAACGGCCACGGACUUUUCCGUAUUGACGCCGUACCAAGCCCGUCGCAAGGCGGUGGAAUUGGCACGAGCCCAAAAUUCCGAUUGGUUGCCCAAUGGCAAAAGUCAAGCAUGGCAUGCGUCCAAGCGGGAACCCUACGAAAAAAUUGGCACGUUGGUGGGAACAUUGCGCAAGGCCGAUGACAUUGAUGAAACACUGGUCAAGGCCAUUCAACCCGUCUUGGACGUGCUCGGAAGUUGCGUCGAAUUGUUGAGUAUUGAAGGAGAAGAUCAAACGGUAUUUCGUUUCUGGUAUCAUGGAUUGAUGAAAAAUCGACAUGGGAUUGCGGCAUGGACGGAAACCAUGAUUCGAGAAGAUUGCAAUGUGGAUGUGACUGGUGUCAUCUUUGAAACGGGGUUCCGAAGACGAGAUUUCGCGUACGAAGGAGGGGAUCAUUGGUAUCCACCAAAGACGUAAGAAUCGAAUCACACACAAAGACAGAAGACAGAAUGUGUGCAUGCAUGCAUGAGAAGAUGAUGUUGUCUGUUUGUUGUGCGCUUGAAUUAGAGAGACUGGUUUGCUUCCAGGUAGAGCAGUUUAGUUGACAACAAUCGUUCAAACAUGGUUGUACCUGAACUCAACUGUUAGUGACGCUGUCUAGUUGAGAGCCAAUAGUUUUCCAUGGCAAAUGUACACGUUCUCGCCAAACUAAACAAUUUUAAAAUUGUAGAGGCUAGCUAGCUAGACAAGGCACACGGGGGUGAAACUUCUGGAAAGUCUUCAGGGCAGCCUGGACCCUGUAGUACCACAGCAGCCUGAUGGCAACUCGGCUUUAGUGACGAAUUGACUUCCAGCUAGCAAGUUGCUGCAACAAUAGA